This is a messenger RNA of Dreissena polymorpha, 4067 nucleotides long. RefSeq lists its product as uncharacterized. The record is from RefSeq and is a predicted model, not a curated record. Bases 1 to 2412 code for a protein of 803 amino acids. NCBI's taxonomy places the organism in Eukaryota, Metazoa, Mollusca, Bivalvia, Myida, Dreissenidae. The transcript is spliced from 21 exons.
AUGGCAUCCUCUCCGUCGCUGCCACGGAAGAGCCGGGAAUCAAGCUUCGUGAACAGCCGAAAAGGAGACACCGGCAGUAGGCCUGUCAGCCGGGAUUCAGGAAGCACCAGAAGUGGGGUAAAUGCCAGUCGAAGGAACAGCCUGAUAAAGAGAAUAGCUCUAGCAACCACUCCUACACCGUCCAAUCAGCGCCGGCGAUCAAUUGUGAUGUCAUCACCCACCGGAAAUGACGACGAUCUGUAUCCACGUGCCGGAGGUGGCGAAGAGCAGGCAAGGCAAGUGGCCUCCCGGUACUCCUCGAAGGUAUCAGACUUCGUGGACUUCUACAACGAGGCGCUCCGGCGCCGCUUAAUUCGGGAGCUGGAGAAACCGACGCCGGCAGUAGUUCCUGAAAGUGAGAUGGACGGACUUGCGGACAUAGCAGAGCUAUCAGAAAGGUGGGACCGUGCAACCACAAAGGUCACAGCUGCUACCAAGUUAGCCAGUGGUGGCCGAGAGAACACUGCACGCAAGCUUAAAAAAGUGUCGCUGCGACAUAUUAGCCGACAAAACAAGAUCAAGUCGUUACAAGAGGUACAGAAGAUGCUGCGCAGAGUUGAAGUGCGCAAGCGCUUCCGGAAGAAGGCUCGCAUUAUCAUUUUCUGCAUCCGGUGUGUUAAGGAACAUUGCUUCCGGUUCCGAGAGAAUAGUGAGUUGACGCCGUACCUACAGACGCUCAACUACAUCGACUACAGUGCCGACCAGGUGUCAGACCUUCUGUUUGACAGAUCUCUAUUUAGAGCCAAAAGACAGAUGCGUAUCUCGGAGGAGACGAAGAAAAUUCUGAGUACAGAGAAGUCGGAGCGCACAGACACAGAGAUAUACACGGCACAAAUCGCUCUCAGGAACAUCCGGAGUUUCGCGGAGCUUCCGGUUCGCAUGCAGAAAAUGAUUGCACAGGCCGGCCAAUAUGAGUCCUACGAAGGGAAGCGCGUGAUCUCCAGGGAGGGACAUCCGGCAGCCGCCUUCUACUUUAUCCUCUCAGGCGCCGUUGUAGCGAUGAAGAAGGACCCAGACCGAUCCAUGGCCAGCGUCGUGGAGCACUACAGCAAGGGGGACACGUUCGAGGAGGAGCCAUUACUGAACGAGACGUUACGUAACGUGACCGUGCUGACCAAGGAACCCUGCGAGUUUCUCAGCAUCUCCGCAGUCGAUUAUAAGAACAUAUUCAUGCAGGGCGGAGUCAAGACGCUGAACGAUCCGGACCAGGAGAGUUUUUUCAAGAGCUUAAGUUUCCUUCACGAUUGGCCGAUAUCGAUUCUCUCCGAUCAUCCUAAAGAAUGCCGCUUUCAUUACUUCCGACGAGGCGCAAUCCUGGCAGACGAUACCAAGAAGGAUCCGUGGUUGAUUGUCGUCAAAUCGGGUAGUUUGUCCGUUAUGAAAAAGUUGAAAAAAGUUUGUCCUUUUGAGUGGAGAAAAAAGAGCGACAUCAAGCCCCUAACCGAGAAGGAGCGCCGAGAACGGAAGCACGCAAAGGAGCAGUGGCGGCGCUACGUACUUCCGGAACUCCGUCUGCCGCUGCGACCCAGAGGUGACGUCGAAGAGAUAGAGGAAAGAGUCGACGGCAAGCCGAAACCCUUCAUGCACCCAGUUAUCAAAGUUCACUUCGAAGAGAGCCAGGACCGGGACCGGAAGCAGAAAUAUUACUACCCGAACCUGUGGACCUUCACACGCGCUGAUAAAGAGGAAGAGGAGGGGAGGAAUGCCACGUUUUCAAACAUUAACAAGAAGUUUCUCUACACCAUCUCGAAAUCCGGCGACGGAAAAUCCGCGACGCCUGCCGCGGGACAGGGUCGUCUGAAAACAAAAUCCGCCGUCGAAAGGGAGGCGCCUGCAACGCCACAAGAGCAUGACACUCACAUCCGGCCCACAUCGGAAAAAGCGCAAGCUCCGUCGAGGUCAGAGUCUCCGGUUUCCCUGCGCUCUCUGCUGUCACCUUCCGGUAGCGAGGACACGCAGAAGACAACUAGCAGCGUCUUUUCGGAGCGCCUUAAACAGAUAAUGGCAGAGAAUUAUUUCGAAUCGCUUUCCGACUUGGAUUUAAACCCACAGUUCGUGCAGAUCAAGACCCUCAUCAAAGGGGACGUGUGGGGUCUGGCGGAUCUGAUGUUGGACAAGCAGCCCAGCUUCAUCAUCGUCAGUAACGGCGCGGACUGUGUGCAGAUUAAGAAGUCGUUCUAUCUGCAGAACUGCUCGGAAAAGCUUCAGAGAGACCUCAAACAAAGCCUGUGCCCCUACCCCUCGGACGACAACCUCCAAGAGAGCCUGCAAAUUAGCGUCGACUGGAACGCACACCGGAAGUCGGAACUCGAGCACACCAUGGGACAGGUGCACACGGACAGGUUCUUGAAACAGUACACCGUGGCGCGAUAGAUCACAUUGUUACCGGGAGUUUGGCGCUGUCUAAGUUGUAGCUGUUAUUGUUUUUGUUAGUGUUAUUUUUAUUAAUUCGAAGGGUGAUAUAUAGUAAUUGCAUCGUAUUUGCUUCCGUCAGUAAGUCUUACAUGCUUCUUGUGCAGAGCAUAUCUCGGUUGGUAUUGAAGUUAUUCAAGUGAAACUUCAUUCAAUGAUAGAGCGCUUCGAGGGGAAAGCAAUCGUGUUCUAGUGUGGAGCAGAGUAUUGAAAGUAUUUACAUACAGAGAAAAUGCAGAGUAUAGGAACCACAACUCUAUUAUUAGUUUUUUGGAGUUAUAGCCCUUUGCUUUUUUGCCAGGUCUGUGUAUUGUGUGGAGCAUAACUCUAUGCAAAUGUUGAAGAUUUUAAUAUGAAGCUGCAAACAAUCAUAGAUGGCUUUAAGAGCCAAUGCCAAGUAUAAUUGCCAUCCAUUUCCUCUUUAGUAAUUGAAGAGUUAUUGCCGUUCGUUUAUUUGGCAUUUACCAAGGAUUGAUUCAUAAUUGAAUGUUUAACAAUUAAACAUCAUGUAUUGAUAGAGGACGUUGAUGGGAAGUGUUUGGUACACUUACAAAAAUCCGCCCUGUAGUAUUUUGAUUGAAUUAUUUUCCGAUGCAUAUCUUUGUGCAGAUCAUAACGCCACAAUGUAAUUUUCGUUUGCACAGCAAAACUCAUAAAGCAUCGAGUUGAUUCAAAUUAAACUUUGUAUAAUGAUAAAGCGCUUUUAGGUACAGAGUAAACAUAAUUAUAAUUAUUUCUUUAAUAUUUACAGAGUAAUUGCAACUUUAUAUAAUUUCUUUAGACUUUUCGUGAAAUGCUGAUUACAAUAACUAUAACUCUGUGUCAUAUAUUUAUUGCCCUUUAUUUAUAUAUCUCUUGCAAUGCAUAUAUGUUAAUUCAAAAUUGAUUGUUAAAGCAUUUCGUACAUACAAAGAGAACAUAAAUAUUUCAAUAAAAAAACUUGGUAUUUUCCCGCUUACUUUAAUGAUCAAGCCGGAUAUAAUGUGAGCCUCGUUCUGUGUAACACCGGGCUUAAUGCAUUCGCGUUAAGUGUCAUCCCAGAUUAGCCUGUGCAGUCCGCACAGUCCGCACAAAACGUCGCGGCAUUCGGAACUUACAGUUACGGCCCUUGUUUUUAUCAUUUCGUGCGGUUACCUCAUUUAUCAAAAUCGGCCGGUUUCAGUAAACUAUAUUUGCUAAAAUAGUUAAUUAACCCAAAAUGGACUGUGUCCGUUUUGUUUACGUUGAAAGGGACCUAUCAUAAGAAUGGUACUUGAAAUUUAAAAACAAUGAAUGACAUAUUAAACAAAUAAAAACAAUAAAAUUACACACGUGGAAUUGUGGCUUACUAUUUCAGACGGAUCGUGCGAAAAAGGGUCAUGUUCAAUAUGCGGCCAUCGUAGCACCAGCCCAGCCUGCGCACUGGCGCAGUCUGGUCAGGAGCUUUGCUGUCAGCUAUGAAGUAACGCUAUGUUUAGUGGUCUUUUAUGCAGACAGGGUAUUUCCUGACCAGACGCUGCGGAUGAGUCGGCUGGCAUUGAGCUACACUGGCCGUAUAUGGCUUAUGACAAAUUUGCGUAACAAUGGUCAUAUUGAUAAACAUUUACAAAGUAUUAAAAUAACAAAACGGCUUAUAU